AUGUCGUCUCCUCUAGCAAAGUUCCUGCUGUUCUCCCUGCUGCAGACGAUGGCCUACGCCGCCCCAAAGGCAAGCACUCAUCAUCAUAUGUCACACAUAGUUUCCUUCAGGCGGCAUUCUCUCUCUCUCUCUAACUUUUACACUCACAACCGCACAUACUUAAGUCCGUAUUCGGCCAACAUUUAUUCAACGGGUGGGUCUGCAGAAAUCCUACAUUGUGUACCUGGGAAAGCAUCCACACGGCUUAGACGGUUCUUCGGAAGAUUUCGACAGGGCCGCUGCGAACCAUUAUGCCCUCCUUGCAUCGUUCCUGGGCAGGUGACGAUCUUCCCGAUUGAAUCCUGGCUAAGAUUUAGAGAAUUGGGAAUCUCACCGCCACCGCCAGCUGAAUUCAGGUCUCGAGAGUGGUGGAAUUUAGUCUCCUGACCUUCUUCUUCGUUCUUCACACAGCGCGGAGGAGGCCCACGCUGCGAUCACUUACUCCUACACGAAGAGCAUCAACGGAUUUGUCGCAAAUCUUGACGAAUACGAAGCAAAGAAGCUCGCGAGUGCGUCCCUCGUCGCUUAUAUUGUAGUUACAUAGAGACGCCUAUCCCAUAUUCGUCGAUUACCAUCUGUGACACGCCCCUUGUGUUUGUCCUGACAGAGUGGCCGGGGGUUGUGUCCGUCUUUCCGAAUAAACGGAACAGGAAGCACACAACGAGGUCGUGGGAGUUCCUGGGGAUAGAGAAGGACGGCCAAAUCCCUGAGAGCUCCAUCUGGAGUAGAGCGCGAUUCGGCAGAGACGUUAUCAUCGCAAAUCUCGAUUCUGGUUCGUCUCCUCUCGGCUGAGGACGCUGACUCGCUGGAUUCUCCCGAGCAGGAGCGGGACUAUCGAAUAACCCCUUCGAAAUUCCGCGUAGGUGUCUGGCCGGAAUCAGAGAGCUUCAAUGAUCGAGGACUAGGACCAGUUCCCUCGAGGUGGAAGGGAUUCUGUCAGAAAUCCUCCAACCCCAACCACACGGUCACCUGCAACAGGUAAAGAUUUCUGGUCUCCCCCUCCCCGGCGGCGUGAUCCCCUCCAGCAUGCAUGAACAUAGACGAGCAGGAGGAGAUCGCAGUUUUCGGCUGCGACGGAAGAUGCGGCGCGAAGACUGACUGAACGACGGCUGUGCAGGAAGCUGAUCGGAGCGAGGUACUUCAACACGAAUGGUUAUUCAGGCGACGAGUUUAGUAGCCCCCGCGACUUCGACGGCCACGGAACGCACACGCUCUCCACGGCCGGCGGCAGCUUCGUCCCCAACGUCAGCCUCUUCGGCGUCAUGAACGGAACCGCCAAGGGCGGCGCCCCCGGGGCCAGGGUCGCGGCGUACAAGGUCGGCCACGGCGACAUCUUCGAGGACUCGGACGUCAUGGCGGGCUUCGACGCCGCCAUAUACGAUGGCGUCGACGUGAUCUCCCUUUCCCUUAGUGGGGACUCCGCCUGGAUGGAUCUCAUCAGCGCCAUCGGCAUCGGCUCCUUCCACGCCGUCCAGAGCGGCAUCCCCGUCGUCUGCUCAGCCGGGAACGAUGGACCGGGAACGUACUCGGUUCUCAACACCGAGCCGUGGGUCCUCACGGUGGGCGAAGCGUCGUCUGGCCGGUUAUUCUUCUCCGACGUCACUCUCGGCGACGGCCGCAACCUCGAGGUUCGCCCGCCCUCACCGACCGCCAACUGGCCUUUUUAACGCAUGUUCGCUCACCAUUACACGCUCCGCCCCCUACUGACACACCACUCUAUCCGUCCACCUUUUCCUGGUCUCAGGGGUGGAGCCUCGCAGAAGGGCGCAUGCCCAACGGGAAGUUUUUCCCGGUCGUCCAUCCCAGAGAGGCGAAAUCUCCGGGCGUAGACGAUUACGACGCGUAAGUGGCCUCCGCCGCUCCUCUUCCCUCCACCGUGACCUCCAACACGAGCCUCUGAACCCCCGUGAAUCCCCAGGGAGAGGUGCAACCCCCGUUCGCUCGACCCGUCGAAGGUGAAGGGGAAGAUCGUCGUUUGCCUCGGUGGCAGUGACAGGUGGACCAAGUCCCAGCAGGUGUCCGAAGCCGGGGGAGCAGGGAUGAUCCUGGUAAACACCGCCGAAUGGGGGGGUUACCUCUCAUAUGACUACUACACGAUUCCCGCCCUCCACCUCAAUUACACCAGCGGGCUUGCUGUUUAUUCCUACCUCAACUCCACCAGGUACGCCUUCCGAUCUUUCCCCCCCGGAUGGAUGUUUCAAACUCUUCAGCCCAGGAUUUACUUCGGGACGUAAUUUUCGAUUAUUCCACUUAAUAUAUACUCAAUCACUCGCGAGUGCGGACGAGAAUACUUCCUCUCUCAUAGCUGAUCACGGUGCUAGAUCUUUUUUUUAAUCCUGCAUCGGACCGGUAGUUGACAUAAACUCUCAAAGGUCGCCCACUGCCCAUAUCGGAGCACCUACAGCUCGCAUUGUGAAACCUGAACCGGAGGUGUGCGCGCAAUCAGGAAGAGGACCCGGUUACCGUAAUUCGCAGCUCCUCAAGGUUGUUCGCAAGUCUCCUCCAUCAAUCGUUUGAUUUCCGAUUGUGGACUGCCUCAUUCGGCAUGCCACUGAAGGCGUAUUCUUUGUUCUUUCUCCCUUCCCUUUUCAGCCUGAUGUUAUCGCACCGGCAAUCUCUAUUCUCGCCGCUUAUUCCCCAGCAAAAGUAAUCGAAUCAAGGAUCCCUAACGAGUCGAGGCGUCUGCCCUACUUCAUGUUAUCCGGUACCUCAAUGGCGUGUCCUCACGUCGCCGGCGUGGUCGCCCUGCUCAAAGCGAUGUACCCCCAUUGGAGCCCCGCGGCUCUCAAAUCCGCCAUAAUGACCACCGGUGAGAUUUUAUUCUCUUCUCUACAGGCGGGCUCUCGUGUUUGAACGCCUGAGUGGGUGAUUGGUUGAAACCGUGGGGAAAGGCUGAAAAAUCCCGUCGCAUGCCGACGCAAUCUCAAGAGUUGCACCUUCGAAGCCUCAAUUGCUGCUGGAUCAUUCAAACCCAUCACACUAUUUCCCAUUUCAUUUAGAAAGCUGAAUCUAAAGUCGUUGCAUAUGUGCCUCCUUCUGCAGCCACAAUUCAAGACAACACGGGAGGGCCCAUCCUGGAUGCUGUCACGAAUGACGAUGCCACACCGUUCGACACUGGCUCGGGCUUUCUGCAGCCCAAUCCCGCCAUGGAUCCCGGCCUUGUGUACGACGUCACCACCGAAGACUACCUGCGCUUCUUGUGCGUCUCCGGCAUCGAAUCCUUCCAAGUGCAGAUGUUCGCCGGCGGCAAAUUCAGAUGCCCUCCGGAGGCCGUGAAGAUAGAGGACCUGAACCUCCCUUCCAUCGGGGUCGCAGAUCUUAAGAUGCCCAUCAAUGUGACCCGCACCCUGAAGAACGUUGGGGCACCAGGCACCUACCAUGCCCACAUUCAGCCACCACAGGGUGUCACUAUCUCCGUAGAGCCCGCUACUCUGGACUUCAAGACCACGGGAGAAGAGAAGACGUUCUGGGUCGUGCUGGCGCCGGAGGGAGGGAAGCCACCCUCGAAGCUCGUCCACGGCCAGCUGACGUGGUCCGAUGGGAGUCACACCGUGAGGAGCCCUAUUACGGUGGCCAUUUCUCUUUCGCGUUGA
Messenger RNA from Spirodela intermedia, 3632 nucleotides. NCBI's taxonomy places the organism in Eukaryota, Viridiplantae, Streptophyta, Magnoliopsida, Alismatales, Araceae. The record is from the annotation of a GenBank genome assembly.